AUGUCUAUGUAUAAGCGGCUCCUCGAAUUUUAUGCUCCCACAGCGCCCAUCAAGCUUGGGUGGCUGCGCUCGUGGUUUCUGGUCACCCCAAAUCACGAACCCGACGUAUGGCGGGCAUUUCAGCGGUGGGCUACCACUACGUCUCUUGAGGUUGCUAAAUGGACAAACAAGACUUCAAAGAAAGGAGAAGACAUGUGGCAGAAGUCGGUUGACCUACUCUGCCGUCUGGAAGUCUUUCGAAAUGACCUCGGUAUACAAGCCAACUUCGAGCAGCUGAUCACCAAGGAAUUGGUCGAUAUCUUUCAAACGUCGCGACACUUCGGAUGGCCAACGAAAGCGACUCAGAACACUGUACAGAUUGUCAUCAAUGGCCUCAAGGACUACGAGCAGACGGCCAUCUGGACGAUCCUAAUGCAAGAAAUCAUUCAGGCGCUAACGGCUAAAGACAGGUCUCAGAGGGCCAGCUACGAUCAAUUCGCUGAGCUGUUUGGCAUUAAUAAAGCCUUCACCGCCCACGUCGUUCCGGGGUUGUUGGAAGAGAUUUGGGAUACCAUGGACGCCGAAACAUGGCACGCUGCUCAGGAACAACCUGACAUGGAUGAAAUCGACCCUAACAACCGUUUCACAGAGAUUGUUGAAGACAGUGUCUCUUCUGGCUGUGUCGAGUCCAAGGCCAAUAGAGGCAAAAGCAAAGGCAAGAUGGCUAUAGGUUCGGACGAACGAGAACGCAAGUCCAAAGCGAAAGGCAAGUUCAAAGAAAUCGAGUCUGCCGAUGAAGAAUGA
Bacidia gigantensis is the source of this 783-nucleotide messenger RNA. RefSeq lists its product as uncharacterized. The transcript has a single exon. NCBI's taxonomy places the organism in Eukaryota, Fungi, Ascomycota, Lecanoromycetes, Lecanorales, Ramalinaceae. Bases 1 to 783 code for a protein of 260 amino acids. The record is from RefSeq and is a predicted model, not a curated record.